GUUCUCAUCCCAGGAGGGAUUUUCAGCUUUGUUGCUUUCCUUUCCAUCUUUUUGAACAGUUGGAUAUUUAGCCACAACGAGGAAUAUUGGAAAUCUGUGAAGAGGAACGAGGAGCUUAUUUAUACUUUUACAACAUGACACGGACAAACAUAGGAUGGACUUUUAGUUUGGAUUUUGGUUGUUGGAAGGAGGAUGUGUUUGCGCUCUGACUGACAACAAAACAAAAGGAAGCAAAAAAACAGUUCCAACAUAUUUUAUGUGGUUUAAACUCUGUUCCAUGUAAAAGAGUCAGCGUUGACAGGAAGGAGUAAACUGUAACUUAUCACCAACUUUUCCAUCGGCGCAGGGCGUGCGCGCGCUUCGAGCUUUCAGGAGUAAAAAAACUAAGAUGGAAAGCAAAAUAAACGUGAAGAUGAGCGCCAUCAGCACCACUUCGAUUGCUGACUCGACAGAUUCCAGGGUAAGUGACCUGGCUGAUGAUGGUUUUAGUCGCUCCGCUUCAAAAUCAUCCGCCGAGUCACGAUCUGUGAGCUGCAUGUCCUCUGCGCGUCAUUUCGGCACCGCUGGCGCGCACAUCCACGCUCUGAAUCCAAGCGGCGACUGCGCAGUUUAUAAAGACUGUAACAUCAUCGAUGCUUCACUGGCUGCAAAACCGUUUUACGACCGAAACAGUGAGUAUUUAAAGACCGACCAUGUCCCGUGGGAAGACUUUGUCAAAGUUCAGAGGACGAGCGCGGCCGUGUCCGACAGUCUACCCGGCGUCAGUUUGGGCCAGUCCUCCACCUCAGGGGUUCCGUGUAAGUUCAUCAAAAACGAAAGGGAGCCCUCCGUGAUCAUGGACGCGUCCUGCACGAGGUUCGAACCGUCCCCCGAGAUACCCGCCCUCGACACCUGCUGCGACGCGGACAGCAAGCAGCCCCGCGGGAUCGGCGAGGGGGAGCCCAGCGGCUUCGGCGCGCCUCGACCGGGGCUGGAGGCGCACGGCUCCCCGAACUUCCUCAUCGACCUGAACGCGUCAGAGCAGCUCGCCAGCCAGGUGAGGGCCGACUCCAGGUGCGCUCUGUCCACCAAGGCUGGCAUCGGCUUCGAUGGUGGCACGCACUCCCCCGCCGCGCAGCACGCUGUCGCCCGCUGGCAGCUGCAAACUCCCCCCGGCGAGCCUCAGUUCUGGCCGGCGGGCGUCACUGAGGAGGGCUUCCCAGCCAGCAGCUACGAUGGAACCCAGAACCAGCACCCAUCUCAGAGGAACCCAUCCCCUUUCUCUGCAUUCCCAGGGAUGCAGCCUCAGAGAAUGUGUGUGAUUUGUGGUGAUGAGGCGUCUGGCUGCCAUUAUGGAGUUCUAACCUGUGGAAGCUGUAAAGUCUUUUUCAAAAGAGCAGUUGAAGGCCAUCACAGCUAUCUCUGCGCUGGGCGAAAUGACUGCAUUGUGGACAAAAUUCGGAGGAAAAAUUGCCCCGCAUGUCGCCUCAGAAAGUGCUAUCAAGCAGGAAUGAUGCUAGGAGGCAGGAAGCUGAAGCGCUUCGGAGCCUUGAAAGCCUUCGGGCUGGCCCCAUCCCUGAUGUUCCAGUCCCACUUGGCCAUGUCCAGUGACGGUCAGGCCCUGACCUCCAUGGCUUGUGUACCAGGGAUCCACGAGAUGCAGCUCUCCCAGCAAAUAAUCAACAUUCUGGAAAACAUCGAGCCGGAGAUCGUGUACUCCGGCUACGACGCCUCCCAGCCCGAAGUCCCGCAUCUUCUGCUGAAUAGUCUCAACAGGCUGUGUGAGAAACAGCUGCUGUGGAUUGUAAAGUGGUCCAAGUCCCUGCCAGGGUUUCGUAAUCUUCACAUCAAUGAUCAGAUGACCCUGAUCCAGUACUCCUGGAUGAACCUGAUGGUGUUCUCUCUGGGUUGGCGCUCGUUUCAGAAUGUCACCAGUGAAUAUUUGUACUUCGCACCCGACCUGAUUCUUAGUCAGGAUCAAAUGAGGAGAUCUCCGAUAUAUGACCUCUGCCUGGCGAUACAGUUUAUUCCCCAGGAGUUUGCAAAUCUGCAAGUGACCCGGGAGGAAUUUCUUUACAUGAAGGCCAUAAUCCUACUCAACACAGUGCCUCUUGAAGGACUCAAAAGUCAGGCUGCGUUUGAGGAAAUGAGACAAAACUACAUACGAGAACUUACCAGGGCUAUCCACCUGAAGGAGAAGAGUGUGGUGGCCAGCUCCCAGCGCUUCUACCACCUCACCAAACUGAUGGAUGCCAUGCAUGAUAUAGUGAAAAAGGUCAACCUGUUCUGUCUGAGCACCUUCAUCCAGGCGGAUGCCUUGAAGGUGGAGUUUCCAGAGAUGAUGUCAGAGGUCAUCGCCUCCCAACUUCCUAAAGUGUUGGCAGGCAUGGUGAAACCUCUGCUAUUCCACACAAAGUAAAGACAUUUGGUCGGCCAGAGACUGGAGUCUUUCCCUGCAGGAUACUGGAUUCUUCACUGAUGUAGUCACAUGUCUAGACUUUGCUAAAUGCCUUUGGUUCUUGGUGUCAAGCAGAUUGAAUAUGUUUUUUUUUCUUUAACAUUUAGGCGAGACCUAUUGCAACUAUUAAAAAAAAUCAGAGGCACCAAUGUAAAAAGCUACUUCUUGUGUAUCAAACAUUCGCCACUUUGCAACUUGUGUACAGAUUAGUAGCAGAAAUACAGUAAAAACAUCAAAGAUAUUGAUAUUUUUGUAUGGGAGCUACAAAAAUAGAAAAAAAAUCUAAUAGAAAUCAAAUAAAUCUUACAUUUUUAGUGAAAAGGAUAUCAAAAAAGCAAUUUAAUUGAGAUAACCUCAUUUAUUUAUAGUAGCAGAAAAACUCUUCAGAAAGGAAAUACUUGUUAGAUAUUUACAGAUGAACUUGUACACUUUCUUUAAAAUAAAAAAAAAAUCACAACGGUCUGUGAGAUAACUUGAAACUGCCAAAAAAAGAAAAAAGGGUUUGAAAAUCAACUAAUGGGAAUUCACAUAUUGCUUCUAAAUUGUAAUUAAAGAUAACAUUACCAUAACAAAAUAAAAUAAAGGAAACUAGCCAUGACGGGGGAAAAAAGAAAAAGAAAAAAAAGUCUCAUAACUUUAAUAUUUUGUUGCAUAACUUUUUUAGGUGAUCACGGCAAUCAAGCAAUUUUUGUAUUUUGAGACGUCUGCAGCUGUUGACGGGUCUCAGGUUUGUUGGGCUUCGUUCACCAGACUAUUUCAGCUCCUUCCACAGACGUUCAACAGAUUAUAGAUCGGGGUUUUGAAGACCACUUCAGAACUGUCUAAUGAUUUGUUCUGAGCCUUUUUUUGGUGAAUAGUUUUAGGUCCAUACCUUGUUGGACGACCUGCGAUUAAAACCAAGCUGACACUGGGUAGCACAUUUUGUGGUUUGUCAAUAUGCAUUAAAAAAAAUUCCAGUCACUUUUUAAACAAAGUGUUUCAACAGUGUCCUUCCUUCCUUCUCAGUCAUCUUCCACUCAGUCCACUUUGGCUCAAACAGUAACUGAUGGUGCCCUUUGACACUGAUGAACCUUGAUCCUGGAGUUUAACUCUAAUUUCUUUGAAAGUUGUUCUGAACUCUUUGAUAUCUGUUUCUUCUAUUAGUUAUUAAUUUAUUCUAAGUCCACAUCCAGGGAGCUUGGCUCUAGUCUUGUGGCUGUUGGACUUCUGAACAACCUGCGCAGGUGUAGACACCGUUAAUUUUAACAUAUUUCUAAGCUCCUAAAACAGCUGUCCUUAGUUUUCUGUGGUCCAUGUUCAGUGUGGUACACCCUGAUAUCAAACAGCCCCGAGGCUCAUUUUCACCUUUUAAACAUAGAGACAGCCUGAUUACAUGAUCGAUGACACCUGGGAUCCUAAUUACAGGCCACGCCUUAGUUUAACUCAUCCCUGUUGUCAUACUGUAUUGUUUUAAUCUCUUCUGGAGCUGCCAUCCUUUGUGUCAAGGCCAGUUUCACUAGGUUUUUUUUUUUUGUUUAAGAAUUCUGUUGACCACAAUACAAAAGCAAUGACCACAUUUUACGAAUGAUUUUCAGUAAUGUUUUCCUUAAUACUUUUCUUAGUUUCAAGUUGUACAAACAAAUGAAUCUGCAUCUGUAAACUGAAAAAAAAAAAACCAACUAAAUAAAUCAAUAUUUACAACAUAGAAACUGAUUAAAAACUUGACUGUGAUGUAAAUGUAAACCAACUACGACAGCGGAUUGUGGGAAACAUUUUAUUUUUCAACAGAGCAUAUUUUCUAUAUCUUAAUCUGCUUUAAUUUCAACAAAGACAGAUAGUACUGAGACGUACACGAGAGAUUUUAUGUCAGCGACAUUCGUGAAAAUAAAACUUGCAUUUCAGUUCUUUGCCACUCAGAUAAGUAGUCACUGAUAUCUCGCCUCAUAAUCCCAGUUUGCCUACAUAUCGUUUCACCUGAUUACUUUAAGGCAGGCGAUAAGAGGUUUGAGAUAUACAGCUGAUAAGUAGGAAAGAUAAAAUUUAAAUUAAAACAUGCCUUGAUUAAAAGAAUGUUUAUUUUUUUAAAUAAACAAUGCAGUCUUUAUGUUUGGCUAUAUGAUGUGUGAGUAACUGCAAAUGAUCAGUCAGUACACAGAAAUGUAUGGCACAGAUUUAAUGAUUCACUCUAUAUAUUGAUCUGUUUAUAUAAAGAUACAGCAGAUGUUUGCAAAGUAACAGACAGUCGACAUGAAAAAUGUGCAGAGUUUUACAUAUUCGGGCUAUGAUGAUCAUUUCCGCGGCACGCAAACACUUCAAAUUCAUUGACUGUAAGGGAGUAGUGGUCCGGCACCAGCGCUCAAGGCCACAUCGCAUUCUUCGACAUGGACAUAGACGUGGAAAUGGAAAAAGAACACCGUGAUCUUGGCAAGAGCGAGAUGUCAAAUCCACUCCCAAAUACAUUUUGGGCAACCAGAGAAAUUUUAACUUUGCAGUUUCCUUUUCGUUUGUAAUAAGUGAAGACCAAAAGCUUAUGGAUUUUUUUUUUUGUAAAAAAAAAAAAAAGAAAAAUCAAACUGUAUCAAGGUUCACUUUUUAGACAAUUUUUGACUUUUCAGUGUGGAAAUCUUGUGACAGAAUGAAUUAAGUAUUAAAUGUCUUCUUUACCACAGCAUAUAAAACUUGUGGAGUUGUCAUUACUAGUACACCAGUGUACCAAUAAGCACAGUACACACUACAGCAGAAAUGAAGGAAAAAGCUACAUCUAAAAAAAAAAAAA
This is a messenger RNA of Austrofundulus limnaeus, 5192 nucleotides long. It is a transcript of the gene pgr, whose product is annotated as progesterone receptor. The record is from RefSeq and is a predicted model, not a curated record. The coding region runs from base 389 to 2398 and encodes 669 amino acids. The transcript is spliced from 8 exons. NCBI's taxonomy places the organism in Eukaryota, Metazoa, Chordata, Actinopteri, Cyprinodontiformes, Rivulidae. Gene Ontology annotation, biological process: regulation of DNA-templated transcription. Gene Ontology annotation, molecular function: zinc ion binding; DNA-binding transcription factor activity; sequence-specific DNA binding.